CACUACGGCUAGGACAGACUUUGGAAAUUGCUGCUUGGUAAAUUUCAUAGUUGGGAACCUGCCACAUGGGGAAAAUACCCUUGGGAAGUCACCUCUUGGGACAAAACCUUUGGGAAAUCACUUUAUCAAUAAAAUCAAAUGUUGAUAUUACAAGAGUUGACAUCUAUCGACCCAAUACACAAGAAUCUCUGGAAAGAAUAUUUUCAAACGGGCCCUCUCGGAUGAACCUACCCUAUCUUAGGAAUGGUUUGCAGCAUUGCAUUACAGGUUUUAGGCUUCAGGCUCUAUUCCCGAUGAAAAGAGAGGAACAAGAAUCUGAUUUCAAGCCAGCAACGGAUUACCAAAAAGUUAAACCUGUGACUGCUAGAAUAACUUAUAUCGAAGCAAAGAAAAAGAAACAAAAAGAGCAAAAGAGAAAAAGAAAAACGGAUUCCUUCCUGGAGGAGGAGAGAGAAGAGGAGGACUGGUUGGUGCCGGAGAAACCAGAAACUACGAUGACUAGUAAAGAACUUGAAGUUUAUCAUAUCAACAAGAAAAUACUUGAUCUAGAAAUGGUUUAUGGAAAGAUAAUAAAAAGAAUUCCGUUGUCCAUGGAAGAGAAUUCUCCUCCUUUAUCUCCAACAAGCUCAAGGACUGCAGCGUUAUCAACUCAAACUAAUUUGGAAACCGCCGAGGAACAAGAAAUCUAUGAACCAGCUGAUUGGGGAAAUCAGAAAUCAGCUGAAUCUCUCGUUAGUCAGAGAAUAAAGAUGGAUGCCGAAGCCGGAGAAUCAAUCAACAAAUCAAGACGUAAAGCGGGGAAAGGCAAACGCGGCAUUGUAAAAAGUUGGAAUUGAUCGGAGGAGAAAAUACUCUAUUUGAAAUCUGUUGUCUUAAAUACCAAAUUUUGUGUAUCUCUUGACUAUGACGAUUUUCAACAAAUUUUGAAAUAUUAAAUGAAUAAAUAAAUGGUCAUGAA
This is a messenger RNA of Eurytemora carolleeae, 958 nucleotides long. RefSeq lists its product as uncharacterized. The record is from RefSeq and is a predicted model, not a curated record. NCBI's taxonomy places the organism in Eukaryota, Metazoa, Arthropoda, Copepoda, Calanoida, Temoridae. The transcript is spliced from 9 exons. The coding region runs from base 66 to 836 and encodes 256 amino acids.